GGGGUGCAGAAUUUCAGCAAGAGGGUGUGCACAGAGCAAAAGGGAGAUCUCGAACCCGUAGCCAGGAGUCAGCAGCCGGCAAUCUCCGCUUUAAGGCGGCCCCCUUCGUCCUCCUCCAGUCCCACUCGGGAGCCCUCAAAUUCAGCAUCCCGCAGUCCGCCCACCUCUGCGCUCACAAACGGGGGCCCUCAGAGAAGCGGAAGCGUCCGCCACCGCCGCUUCUUAAAGACCGCGGACAUCCUGCGGCAGUCUGGCCUGCUGGACAUCACUCUGCGCACCAAAGAGCUUCUGCGCCAGAGCAACGCCACCGAGCGGGAGAUAGCCGAGCUGCGCUGGCAUACCGAGCUGCUCUGCCAGGCCGCCUGCAGUAGCCCAAAUGGCACCACAACCUGGCAGAGGGUGCAUAGAACCAUGGCCGAUUCCAACCGCUACGCGGAUCUGCAGCAUUUGCGAUUGCCAGCUCAUUGGGAAUCAGCUGGCCGUUUGGAGAGUGCUGCAAAUGAGGCCUCGCAGAGGCGGGACCCAUCUGCCCGACUCUCGGAAACACAGAGACAGAACUGCGCGGGUGUAGAACCGCGCCGAGAGUUCUUGUCUCGUGAGACUUCCCCUGAAAAGGUCACCUUCGUGCCUCCUGAUAGUUCCACUGGUUAGUGUGAGGUGUCGUGCCUUAAGGUCGAGAGAGAACGGCACUCGGGUGUAAAGCUGUACCUGACAAUCAGGCGCUCCUUUCUGGAAAUCCAACUCGGUGACUCAA
This is a messenger RNA of Hippocampus comes (tiger tail seahorse), 754 nucleotides long. RefSeq lists its product as uncharacterized. The record is from RefSeq and is a predicted model, not a curated record. The annotation marks the transcript as partial. The transcript has a single exon. Gene Ontology annotation, biological process: negative regulation of DNA-templated transcription; negative regulation of circadian rhythm. Gene Ontology annotation, cellular component: nucleus. Lineage: Eukaryota; Metazoa; Chordata; Actinopteri; Syngnathiformes; Syngnathidae.